AUGCCUCCCAACACCAAUGGCCACGCUCCGUCGGUGAAGAAUGUCGGUUAUAUCGGCCUCGGGAAUGCUGGCUUCAGCAUGGCCUCGAACAUUCCCAAGUCGGGCUACCACUUAAUCGUCCACGACUCGGAUCAAGAGAAGGUGCAAAACGCGGCGAAACAAUGGCCCAACACCACGGCGUGGAAUGGCAAGCCGGAGCAGUUCGCCGACUGCGAGGUCAUCAUCACCAUGCUGCCGCAAGGCAAGGUCGUCCGAGAUGUGCUUUUCGGCGACAGCAAGAUUGCGAGUGGGCUCAAGCCAGGCACAAUCAUCGUUGAUACGUCGUCGAGCAGUCCAUUCGACACGCAAGAGCUGGGCAAAGAGCUCGCGCAGCACCAGCUCCAACUCGUCGAUUCUCCCAUCACGCAGACGUACAUGCACGCUACCGAUGCGGGCGAGAGCACACUCAUGGUCGGCUCGGACUCGCGGGAAGCGUUUGAAAAGGUCGAGCCCAUUCUCCGCUGUAUGGCGAGCUACAUCUUCCACAUGGGCAAGCUCGGGAAUGGGCAUGCGAUGAAGACGCUGAACAACUACAUCAUGGCGAGCAGCAUCUGCGCCCUCUGCGACAGCCUUGUCACGGGGCAGAAGUACGGCCUGGACCCGCAACAGAUGAUUGACGUCCUGAACGUCGGCACCGGCGUCAACUUCCCGACCAUGGACACUUUCCGCCGAGAUGGUGUCACGCAACGCUACAACUCGGGCUUUGGACUGGCACUGCUCGUCAAAGACCUGGGCAUCACGGAAGAGUUUAUGCAGCACAACAAGUUCACCACCGAUCUGCCGGGUCUGUUGAAGGGCUAUCUGGACUACGCACUGCAGCAAGUGGAGCCCAUGGCCGACCAUACCAAGGCCCUAGUGGGUUGGGAGAAGCGAUCUGGUGUCCAGCUCAAGAAGACCGAAAAGGUGGAGGACAUUCCCGAGGAAGACUUUGCCCAUCGACGAAAGGGUCUCAACCGUGAGAAUUGA
Neohortaea acidophila is the source of this 1005-nucleotide messenger RNA. Its product is annotated as 2-hydroxy-3-oxopropionate reductase. The transcript has a single exon. Lineage: Eukaryota; Fungi; Ascomycota; Dothideomycetes; Mycosphaerellales; Teratosphaeriaceae. The record is from RefSeq and is a predicted model, not a curated record. Gene Ontology annotation, molecular function: oxidoreductase activity, acting on the CH-OH group of donors, NAD or NADP as acceptor; NADP binding; NAD binding. The coding region runs from base 1 to 1005 and encodes 334 amino acids.